Salmo salar (Atlantic salmon) is the source of this 8200-nucleotide messenger RNA. The record is from RefSeq and is a predicted model, not a curated record. Lineage: Eukaryota; Metazoa; Chordata; Actinopteri; Salmoniformes; Salmonidae.
UGUACCCCAUCAGAAACCAAAAUAUAAGCUUGUUUUACUCCAGUGUUUGUGAACGAUGUAAAUGUAAACAAACACUGUAUAACCUCAAAACAUGUUUAAACCUAUCAUUUUUAUAUCAUGGGUGGUCAGUCCUUGCAUCCAUAGCUCUGUCUUUGAAUUUGAGAGUUCGUUACAUUUCCCCAGGCCCAUCCCUCAGAUUUUAACCAAACCAGAGGUGGGGUGGCCACUUUGUUAUUGUUUCAACAACAAAAAAUGCAUUGUUGCUUGAUUUGUUUUCCACUCAGUAUUUGAUACCGGGCAGUCAGAAUGCAGAAACAAGAGCUGCUAGAACAUUUUGCAGGAGAACAAAAUGUUAAUCAUUCAGAAUGUGUAUGCUUUCAUUUAUUACUGAGGCAUAUUGUUGUUACAAGUGCUAUUAUUCAUCUCCAGCUGCUGCAGUGGAUGACAGUGCUGUAUGAGCAUAUAAGUGAAUGCAUUCUUUUUUAUAUUGUUCCAACUGCACCUUUGGUUCUUUAUGGCCCUUUUUAUUUCCUAUAUAUAUAUAUAUAUUCUUUGUUUAGAUACUUGGAAAGGUCAUACCUGUACAUCUGUUUUAUUGGCCAUAACAUACACUUUCUUUUUAAGUUUUGAGGUGCAAUUUUAAUGUUAGGGGCAUUUUUUCAGGACAGAGAACAUUCUGUGAUCUUGUUUUAUUUGAGCAAAUGUAAAUUCAUUUGAUUAUUAGUACUUUCGACAGUGUUACUGAUUUCACUCAUUCAAUUGAGCAGCACCUGUUAUUGGACUUGGUUUGAUUUCACCCACAUCUUACAAGUAUUUUAAUGAAGAUAUGUUCACAAUAUCAUGUUACCAAAUGUCUGUUUUACUAUUUUGUACAAGAAACAUGGCUAUAAGGUUAUCCCACCUCCACGACCUUAAGUGGUUACAGCCACAGUGCUGUUUACCCUUUCCUUUCAUGACCGUUGACCUUAGUAUGGCCACACAGGGUCAAGUGCAAUGAUGUUUAUAAGGUCAGAUAUAUUGUUAUUGUUCAAGACCUGAAGUGGCCCAAGCUAGAGUAUGAAUCAAACGUCAGACUUUCUCUGGCAUACUGCACUUAGGGAGAGGUUAUUCUAAGUAGUUAUCCGUGACUUUGUGUUAUUUUAGAAGUUAGGGAGAGGUUAUUCUAAGUAGUUUUCCGUGACUUGGUGUUAUUUUAGAAGUUGUAUCUUUGGCCUCUUCAGAUGUGGGACUGCCCGUGCUGCAUCCUUCCCUCUCCCUUGUUGCCUAAUUUGUACACCGGCCUCUAUCCCAGCUCUCUGAUCUGUUCCCCCUUUCAAUAUAGUCUGGGCCUUGUACUCUGUUAAUUUAAAGGCCGAGUCAACGAUAUGACGUAGAUGCACAAAGUAACAUUUUCCGCAACAACUAAGAGCAUUGGAGCGCAAUGCUAAACUUCACUGUUUUGGUCCCGUGGCUUCCACGUUGUAAAAGUGUGAUGCGAACCUGUGCGCAAGCGCAGAUAGAGUUAGACCGUUUGAGAGCGAAGUCUUGCAUCUGGCUCAUUUUGCAUCACACUCAUUGCAAUAUUUGCGUUAGUGCUUGUGCAACGUCAUUUCGCUAACUAACUUUAAGUUAAGUGGCAAAGUGCCUGUUUGGGAACUGGAGCCAGUGUUUUAUACUGAGAGUUGGUAGGGUACUUCUCAAAUGAGUUUGCCUUACAGUAUUUUGUGUUAACUUUCAAACAGGUGCAUUUUAUUCCUGAGUCAUAUUUAUAUAAAUACAAGUCUCUUUACGUUUCAAGUUAUCUUUAUUCAAGUGUAUCUUGAUCCAUGAAAUGGAGAUGUAGCCUAUGCUGUUGCAAAGAAGUUAACACAUCCAAUCAUAGCUUAAACGAUAGAGAUGACCAUGCUCUAUUGACAGUGUGCUGACAUUGUACUGGUUCUGUCAGUUGCUGUCUAUAGCUCUCCCAGCCUUGGCCCCUGCAUGUGGCAUGCCGCAGAGCCCGGGCGAGGGGAGGGGGUUAUAUUUUUAACCGGGACACGCUGCGCUCUGCGCUCGCCGUAAAUGGUCUUUCACGCUCUCUGUUGCUGCGGCGCACAAAUGCCCAGUCCCUGCUGUUGUUAGUGACCAUAGCCGGUCCCCUACGAUUCGAGUACAUCAGUGCGAUGAGCUCAAAGGAAGGAUUCAUCUGUCUGACAGCCUGCUGAUUGGAAGAAGACAUUCCCAAUGCCAACGACGGAGGUGCUGAUUGGUUCCACAUGCCAACUUUGGACUUUUUGAUUGGUGGAGCACAUUAGGAUAUCUGACUGGUGUUUGCGGUUGUUUGGAGCACACACUAACUUACUGGAGGAGGAUUUGGUUUUUGAACAUCCAUUUAUCCUUUGGUGUCUGAUAGCUGAGAAGUGACGUAGGAGGGAAUCUCUUGAGGUUUGAGUCAUCAAUGCCCAGGUCAUUGUUAAAGGAGACCUACUGAGACCUUCUGACUAACGGACAGACAGGGAGUGGAACAGGCAGCAUGGACACUAUAGAGAACCCCGACUUGGAGCCCAGAUCGGAGCGGAUCGCCCGCUACAAGGCUGAGAGGAGGCGUGAGCUGCAAGAACGCUAUGGCAACAUGGAGGAGCUUCCAUCCAAGUGGGUGAGAAGGGAUGGGACUCUCAUGAACUCAGACGGCGCACCUCCCUCCACAGACAGGACCCUCUCUGGGGGGGUGAACGGCAGAGCGGGGGGGCCGGAGGGUGGCCGGAGGGGCCUCCACUGGGAGAGUAACACCCCUCUGGAGUCAGAACCACGGAGAGUCUCCAACGGCUUUGAGGCAGACACUGCUGCAGACCCAACAUACUUCCAAAGGAAGUGUUCUUCUGGCUCUGCCGGCAUGUUGAGUGGGGUGGAGCCCCUAGCUCCCCCAGGCACCCCUGGACACGACGCGGCCCAGCUGCAAACGCGGGUGUCGGUGGGUCAGUUGAGGAGUGCCCUGCUGCAGCAGACCGGGACUGGAACACAGCCUGAGAAAGUUAGUCCUGACAGUGGCCGUGCAGCCUCUUCCCUUGACCUGGUUGUAAAGCCGGGCUCGGAGGGGGGACGGCGGCGCACCCGUCGCUAUGUCCCUGGGGUGUCAGGCGGGGGCCGCAAAACCAACGAGCGCUUCAGGACACAGCCGAUCACAGCCUGUGAGGUGCAGGAGAGCGGCGGGCUGCUAGAAGCAGAGGAAGAGGAGAACGCUAAAGCUGAUGUGAAGACAGACGACAGAGCCAAGAUGAGUGUGGCGGCCAAGAUGUCUCUGUUUAAAGAGCUAGAGAAGUCAGCAGCCCCUGAGGCCUCCUCCUUUCUGAAGCCUCGCUCUGGCAGCGUCGCGUAUGAGCGCAGAGUACGCCGUGGCAACGAGCACCGCUCACUCACUCAGCCAAUCACCUGUGAGGAGAUGGUGGUGGCCACCAGCACCCCCCAGCCAGCAGAGUCAGGCGAGGCCCAGGCUGUGCAGGCCGAGGCGGAGGCAGUGGAGGACGAUGAGAACAAUAAGCUGACUAUGAGCGAGAAGCUGGCUCUGUUCAACAAGCUCUCCCUGCCAGGGAGCCAGGGGGACGCCACUCCCCAUGCCCCCCCAGAGAGACGCAGGCAGAAGGGGGCACGCUACCGCACACAGCCCAUCACCGUGGAGGAGGUCAGCCUGCUCCAGAAAGGCCCCAUCCAACUGCCCCCGCUGCGCCUGUCCCCCACCCUCUCCGACCGGCAGCAGGAGCAGUCCAUCAAUCUGAGGUCCAGUGAGGUGCGUCAGGCCCAGCCUCGACCCGGGGCCGACGUGGAGCCUACCACAGGACCUGACCCGUCCCAGCAGGGCCUGCAGCAGCGCAGGGACUCUGAGCCAGGAGAGAUCAGAGGCAUCCUGAGGAAGAGCGCCUCUGGAGGACCAGUAUGGGACCGAGACAGAGACACUAUGUGGGAGGACAGACAGCUGGACCAGAACGGAGGAGGGGAGAGGGGGAACGAGGUGGAGGAGAGGAGGGCAGAAAGACAUGAUAAUGUACCAGUGCCUUGUAGAGAAAGACCAGCCUCCUCUGCCCCCUGGAGACAGAGGAACAGGAACAGGAGGGAGACGGUGGCCGUGUGUGGCCCAGCCAGGCCCUCCUCAGAGCAGGGUCACCCCCAGGAGGAGAGGCCUUCCCUGGCUGAACAGAGAAAGCAGAUGGACCCCCCUGGGAACACCUCUGGGAGAGACAGGCUGUCAGAUGCUUCCAGGGAAGAGGAAGAGGAGGAGAGGGGGGGCAGGGUGAGAAGAGACACUCCUCCCAGACAACACGUCCAGGUGACCUUGGCGGACCAGAGGAAGGAAGACAAUGAGAUCUCCCAUGAUGCACCAGUUGUCAACCCUCAGUGCUGGGUUCCUGUCUUUUCCUCUGUCUAUUCUAACAGUACACCUCAAUAUGUCAUGUGCUACAAUCAGACCAGCUCUUCCUAUGAGGCCCAGGAGGUCUCCUCUCCCACACAGACCCGCUCUCAGCCCCAAUGGAGACAGAAGCAGACUAGACCAGUAGAAGCGGAGGAGCUGCCACAGGCGUCGGUGGCUGAGCGCAUGAGAACCCUACAGGAGAGUGAGGAGCAGUGGAAGACCAGAGGGAGAGGAGCCGCCAACGACUCAGCCCAGUACACUGUGGCCGGACGCCUGGCGAAAAGAGGUUUGGUGACCCCUGUAUCAGACAUAGACGAGACCCCUCCAUCUCACACUAAGAGACCCUCCACAGAAGCCACAGCAACAGCAUGCCCAUUUGAAGAGAUCUCCAGUCACCCUGGGAUGGAGGUGGAAGAGGACACAAAGCUGGACAAACUGGAUUCCAUUGUGGACAGGCUGAAUACCGCUCCCCAGGAUACGCCCCUGGAGGUGACCUCAGUGGGGGUGAAGAAGGUCAUGACCCCUGAUGACCAGGAGACGUGUGGUGGUUUCUACAGGGAGGUGUCUCCCCACUCACCCUCUGCCCUCCCUGCUGGGGCUGGAGCUGCCACUGGAACUGACCCAGAACAGGACCUGAGUGCCCUCUGCCAGACAAACACACCCAUGCUGACAUCAGAAGUAGCACAGCACAGGCGGUCGGUGCGUCCAUCCCGUAGGACCCAGGGCUCCCGGAACCCUCUGCGUGCUCUGGCGGCCCGCGAUGACAUCAGACAGGACUUCAUGGGAGAGAGAGUCACCAUGGCUACCGUGAACACUAACAGGACACAGGUGGAGACGACAGGUCUGGCCAGUACAGAGGACUUCAGUAACGUCCACCUGCAUGAUGUCACUUCCACAGAAUCAGUAAGGAACAGCAACAACCUGCCCAUCAGCAACCUCAUGCUCAUUCACAUCAAAGGUUGGCAUCAUGUGCAAGUGCGUCUGGUGGAGCCCACAGCCAGGUCUCUGAACAGUGGAGACUGCUUCCUGCUGGUCACACCCACUCACUGCAUCCUCUGGAGCGGAGAGUUCGCCAACACCACAGAGAAAGCCAAGGCGUCAGAGCUGGCAUCAUUGAUCCAGACACAGGGGGACCUGGGCUGCCUGGCCUGUGGGGUCAUCCACCUAGAGGAGGGGGUCAAUACUGACAACAGCCUGGCCUCUGACUUCUGGAACCUUCUGGGAGGAAAGACACAAUACAGAGGGGCGGGAGCCCCAGAGGAGGAUGAGCUAUAUGAGAGUGGGGUGGUGGAGUCUAACUGUCUGUACAGGCUGGUGGAGAACAGACUGGUACCUCAUGAGCAGGCCUGGGCAGCCAUCCCUACUGUCUCCCUACUGGGAUCCACUGAGGCCCUGGUGUUUGACUUUGGCAGCGAGGUGUAUCUGUGGCAUGGGAAGGAUGUUGCCCCUGGCGACAGGAGUGUGGCUGUACAGCUGGCCCAGCAGGUGUGGGGUGGUCCCUACGACUAUAGCAACUGUAGGGUCAACCCACUGGACCCCACACACUGCAACCCCAGCAUACAGCCGCAAGGUGAAAGACGGCCCGACUGGGCCCUGUUUGGCUGUGUCUCUGAGCACAAGGAGACAGCCCUCUUCAGGGAGAAGUUUCUGGAGUGGGCUGGAGAUAAGGAGGAGACCACUGCAAUGGUGGUAGAGGAGGCACAGACUGCCAUGCCAGUGUUGCCCCAGCAGCCCCAGCAGCAGUUAGAGUGUGUGUCUCUGUGUGCGUGUGAUGCCAAGGCGCUGGUGGCAGGGCAGGGGGUGGCGCUGCCAGGGGACAGGGUGGUCCCUACAGUCCUGGAGGGGGUGGACGUUCAGAGGGGGCAUGGGGUUGUACCCCUGGUGGACGGGCAGCAGGUGGAGCUGAGCACUGUUGCCGUGGAUACCUGGCACAUUCAGGAGUUUGAGGACAGCGAGGCCCAGCUGGAGAGCCCAGGGCAGCUUCAUGAAGGAGACACGUACCUGGUCCGCUGGACCUAUACUCUCAGCCCAGCGGAUCAAAGCGGGCAGCCUGGGAGGGAGUGCUCUGCUGUCUUCAUCUGGCAGGGCCGGCACUCCAGUAUCAAUGGGCGAGGCGCGACUGCACUCAGGGGUCAUGAGGGAACACAGGUGAUGGUGCCUCAGGGGCAGGAGCCUCCAUGUUUCCUUCAGCUCUUCCAGGGAGGUCUGGUCAUCCACAAAGGCUGCAGAGCGGACACCACCAACCACACAGGGGUCUGGCGUCUGUUCUGUGUGCGUGGGGAGCUGCCUGAGGAGGCCAGUCUGUUGGAGGUGGACUGUAGCUGUGGCGGCCUGCGCUCCCGAGGUUCUCUCAUACUGCUCAACAGUCAACAGGGGGCGCUCUACCUGUGGCACGGCUGUAAGGUCCACGCCAGCUCCCGGGAGGCGGGCAAGAGGGCUGUGGAGCGACUCACUCAGAUGUGCCCUCCUGAACUGGGCCUCAGCAGUGAUAGCCCUUCGAGGGUGCAGGAAUUGGAGGAAGGGGCGGAGCCUGUGGAGUUCUGGAACGCUAUUGGGCAGCAGGACAGGAAGACCUAUGACUGCAUGCUACAAGAUCCAGGGAAGUAUAACUUCACGCCACGCCUCUUCCAUCUGAGCGCCCGUUCCGGAACCUUCCAGGGGGAGGAGCUGCAGAGCCCUGCCCGGUUGCCAGGAGUUGUCAUGGCGAUGCCCUUUGUCCAGGAGAGCCUGUACUUUGUGCCACAGCCAGCCCUGUUCCUGCUGGAUAACUGUAUGGAGCUGUAUCUGUGGCAGGCAGGUGAGCCUGAGGACAGUCAGACCGCUGGCUCAGCCUGUAUCCGCUGGGCUAAUGAGAGGAGGUGUGCCAUGCAGACAGUGCUCCAGUACUGCAAAGAGAGGAACCCGAGGCGCCCCCUUCAGGCCUACCUCAUCCAGGACGGAGUAGAACCCCUCACCUUCACCAACGUUUUCCCUCGCUGGGAGAAGAGACCCACACCCACCACACAGGGGGAGGCUGGGUGGGUCAAGCUGACCUUGGUGCAGGACGCCCUGGCCCAGCUCAGUAAGACCCAGUACCCCCUAGAGGAGCUGCUUCAGACCCCUCUGCCAGAGGGAGUGGACCCCCAGCGCCUGGAGAUAUACCUCUCCGACCACGACUUCCAGACUAUUUUGAAGAUGAAGAGAGAUGAGUAUGACUCCCUCCCAAACUGGAAACAAAUCAGCCUGAAAAAAAGCAAAGGACUCUAUUGAAAACUUAAACAAACACAAAAAGAUCCCAUUUUAUUUAUGUCAACAUAUCCUGAGGAUAAUUUUUUUUUGUAUUUUCUAUUUUGAAGAGAAUGAUAUUUUCUGGUCAGGUGAUGACAAUCGUGUACAGUGUUUUCUGAGUAGCUGUAUUUAAGUUGUAUCUGUGUGUCUUCUUUAAGUAUGGUGCUUUAGGGCCUUAUUCGUUCUCAGCCAAUCGCUCUCGCUUGCAGCGAGACAAGACUGCCUAUACCUUCAAACAGAAGGACAACCAUCCUUAUCCCCAAUCAAUCAACUGGAUCCAUUUUCUUAUUCCUAGAGUUUACAUGAGUGUGUGGUUUUCUUACUGACUGUGGAUUCCCUCAGAAAUGUUAACUAAAAAGAAGAAACAGCAUUACACAUUUUCCUAUGAAACUUUAAUUUACCUGUACAAAUCAAUGAAGGAAAAAAAGAGAAAGGUGAAAAAGGCAGGAUAUAAGGAAACAUCCCUAACGAACGGUGGGUGGGGAGGAGAAAACACAGGAGAGCUUACAUACAAAAGCAAUCAAUUGUAAUAAACAACGGAAACCAGGAAAAUAAAGGACUGGCCACUUU